Molecule: messenger RNA, 834 nt
Organism: Acanthosepion pharaonis
Lineage: Eukaryota; Metazoa; Mollusca; Cephalopoda; Sepiida; Sepiidae
Source: the annotation of a GenBank genome assembly
AUGGAAAAAGAAGUAAAAAACCUAGUAUAUGAAAAAAAAAAACGUUCCGCUGUGCUGACCUUCACCUACUGUUCGCCUUUCUUUUCUCUUCUCUCAGCUGUUCUGGGGUACAAUUUUCUAACUCCUCCUCUUUUUCUCUCUCACAUUAUCUUUUCCUUCUCUCUUUCCUGCACUCCCCCCCUUCUCACUCACUCUGUGAAAUCUUUUCUUUCUCUCUAUGUAUUACUCCUGAGCUUCUCUUCCUCUCUUUCACAUUGUAAGUUACCUUCUCUCUGUGUACCUCUUUCUAUCUUUUCUUCUUUCUUUCUUUUUCUUAUUAUCUUUUCCUUCUCCCUAUGUGCCUCUUUCCUGCUCUCUCCUCUCUCUCUCAUUAUCUUUUCCUUAUCUUUAUGUGCCAUUUCUGACAUUCUCUUCCUCUCUUUCUUAUUACUCAUUAUAGUUUCUUUCUCACUGUGCACCUCUUUCUACCUUCUCUUUCUCUCUCUCAUUAUCUUCUCUUCUUUAUUUCUCUCUCUCUUUCUUAUUAUCUUUUCCUUCUCUCUAUUUACAUCUUUCCUGUUCUCUCUUUCUCUCUCUCAUUAUCUUUUUCUUCUCUCUAUGUACCACUUCCUACCUUCUCUUCAUCUCUCUCUCUCUCGUUACCUUUUCCUUGGUGUACCUUUUUCUACAUUCUUUUACUCUCUUUCCCUUAUCAACUGUUCUUUAAUUGUGUUUGUUUUGUUAUGUUUCUUGCAAAUAACCCGGCAACUUUUCUUGUCUAUAAAAUACACAACAAUUUAUCCAGCAAUGACAACUACAAUCCCUUGUCAACUUCAUUCUAUUUUUUUUUUUUGA